Messenger RNA from Clonostachys rhizophaga, 1188 nucleotides. The record is from the annotation of a GenBank genome assembly. Lineage: Eukaryota; Fungi; Ascomycota; Sordariomycetes; Hypocreales; Bionectriaceae.
AUGCUGUCCAAGAUCGUUGUCGGGGCCGUCGCCGCCUUUGCUGGCAGCGCGAUCGCUGACUCUGUUUCAUGUCCUUCCAACUCUCCACUCAGCUGCUCGUCGUCAUCUUCCACUGACACAUGCUGUUACAACACCCCCGGUGGGCAGAUUCUUCUCACUCAGUUUUGGGACACGAACCCUUCCACUGGUCCUUCCAACUCUUGGACCGUUCAUGGACUUUGGCCUGAUAAGUGCGAUGGCACCUACGAGGAGUAUUGCGACAGCAGCAGGGAAGUGAGCAAUGUUACCGCGAUCUUGAAGUCGAAAUCUCCUUCCACCUUGUCGUAUAUGCAGACUUACUGGAAGGAUUAUCAAGGUAAUGAUGAGUCAUUUUGGGAGCAUGAGUUCAAUAAGCAUGGUACUUGCAUGAGCAGCCUGGAGCCAAAGUGCUAUAACUCAUAUCAGCCCCAGGAGGAAGUUGUCGAUUACUUUGAGCGUGCUGUCCAGGAGUUCAAGAACAUCCCGACUUACGACUGGCUCAGCGCUGCCGGUAUCGUGCCCUCCACGACCAAGACCUACACGCUUGCGCAGAUCCAGAGCGCUCUCUCAUCCAAGCAUGGGCAGAACGUUGUCAUUAGAUGCAGUAGCGGUGCGCUGAACGAGCUCUGGUAUCACUUCAAUGUCAAGGGUUCCGUUCAGACGGGCACCUUUGUUCCCGCAGCCCCUGUUGGCUCGGGCUCAACCUGCUCAUCAACUGGCAUCAAGUAUCUGCCCAAAUCCGGCUCAACCUCUCCGACUUCCACCACCACUAGCGCCGGUUCUAAUCCCACUGGGUCGCCCGGCCAGCUUUCUGGAACAGGUUUUGUCUAUGUGACCACUAGCAGCGCUUCUUCUGGAGGGUUCCUGGUCAGUGGCGGAACUUGGUAUAGAAACGGGGGAACACCUGCGACUUACACUGCAACGGCCAACUCCGAUGGCUCGACCUUUACUCUGAAGACCAGCAAAGGAAGUUGCGCAGUGCAGAGCAACGCUUUGACCUGCAGCUCUUCAGUGUCUUCUCCAACCUCAUUCGGGUAUGAUGGCACCUACUUGACAUACAGUGGCUCCAAUGCCUUCUAUGCCACCUCAGUUCCCUCUGGGACUACCCAGGGAACAAUUUAUACUGCCUCCAAGUCUAUCUCUCUCCAGCUUACCUGGACUGCUACAUAA